CGCCCGCCUGCUGGAUCUGGUGCCGGCUGCCUCAGACCAGGAACAUGCUGCAAAAACCCAGGAGCCGGCCCCGCUCUAGCGCCCAGUCGGAGAAGGACAGAGACCGUGGCCGGGACGGGGACGCCCGGGGCCCCAGAGGCCACGUCGCUGAGGAGGCCCCGAGCACGUCCCGCGGGCCGGGUGGCUCACAGGAGACCCCCGGCGCCUCCUCUCAGGGCGCCCGCCGGGCCCAGGCCUCCCCCUCCGUGGGGCCCAGGACCCAGAAGCAGCUGGAGCUGAAGGUGGCCGAGCUGGUGCAGUUUCUGCUGGUUAAGGACCAGAAGAAGAUUCCGAUCAAGCGGACCGACAUCCUGAAGCACGUCGUUGGUGACUACAAGGACAUCUUCCCGGACCUUCUCAAACUCGCUUCCGAGCGCCUCCAGUACGUCUUCGGGUACAAGCUGGUGGAACUGGAGCCCAAGAGCAACACCUACAUCCUGGUCAACACCCUGGAACCGGUGGAGGAGGACGCUGAGGUGAGAGGCGAUCAAGGGACGCCCACCACCGGCCUCCUCAUGAUCGUUUUGGGGCUCAUCUUUAUGAAGGGUAACACCAUUAAAGAGACCGAAGUCUGGGACUUCCUGCGGCGGUUAGGGGUGUACCCCACCAAGAAACAUUUGAUAUUUGGGGACCCAAAAAAACUGAUUACGGAAGACUUUGUGAAGCAGCGUUACCUGGAAUACCGGCGGAUUCCCCACACGGAUCCCGUGGACUACGAAUUCCAGUGGGGCCCGCGAACCCAUCUGGAAACCAGCAAGAUGAAAGUUCUUAAGUUUGUGGCCAAAGUCCACAAUCAAGACCCCAAGGACUGGCCGGCGCAGUAUUGUGAGGCUUUGGCAGAUGAGGAGAAUAGGGCCAGACCUGAGCCUAGUGGCCCAGCUCCAUCCUCAUGAAAUCUGAGAUGGAGUCAGAGGGACUCUUGGGACCGGGGUCUGAGACCCAAAAGCACAAUGCUUAAAGGAUUGGGGAAGGAGGUCAAAGGAGCAUAUUUCUCCGGUGCUUAAAUUCCUGUAGCUUUAAGAUGUGUUUACAAAGCUUUUUUUCUUUUAACAUUGUGGUGUUUUCAGUUCCAAGAUUUUGUUUACAGAUUAGUGGAUCACUUACUAUGUUUGACUUUUUUGGUGUAAAACUUUGUUAGCUUAGUCAAACGAAUUGGAAAACUACUGUGAUGUGGAACAGUUAAUGUAAGAAAGAACACAUAAGUGCCAAGAAUAUAAAGGCAAAGUAGCUAUUACCUGUCUCUUAGCUACCUUAGUUGUAAAGAAAAAUAAAAGUCUUUAUAAAAUUAAGAAUAAAAA
This is a messenger RNA of Otolemur garnettii (small-eared galago), 1337 nucleotides long. RefSeq names its product NSE3 homolog, SMC5-SMC6 complex component (gene NSMCE3). The record is from RefSeq and is a predicted model, not a curated record. Gene Ontology annotation, cellular component: nucleus. NCBI's taxonomy places the organism in Eukaryota, Metazoa, Chordata, Mammalia, Primates, Galagidae. Gene Ontology annotation, biological process: negative regulation of transcription by RNA polymerase II. Bases 45 to 932 code for a protein of 295 amino acids. The transcript has a single exon.